AAUUCAUUUUUAAAAGUCACGAUGACUUUCUACUCAAAAUUCAUUGAUCCGCUGGAAGGCUGAAUUUUAAAAUGGGUUCAAACUACAAAUUAAAACAAUCGGAUAACAAAUCUUCGUCUUCAGUUGAGGAUGGCAAUGCAGAAAUUUCAUACGCAAGGAAUAGCGAUUCCAGUGAGUGUUGUGCCAAAACUAAUUUGUUUUCAAGAUAUCUUGGACCAUCGCCAGACGAAACUAUAUUGACUGGUGUUCAAACAGUGUUAAAACUAUGCGGAGACUUUGGAUUUAAGUGUAUGAAUAAGUGUCAAGAUGAGGUUGUUCAAACGCCUUCGGGAGAUACAAGCAAUUUACAAUUGAAAAUUGAACUAGAACAUCAAGAAAAUCUGUACCAGAUGGAAAACCAGUCGAAAACUAAGGACCAAAACGAACCUAAACAUAAAAAUUCUAAAAGUAAAAAUUCUGAGAAAAAUGCUGAAAAAAAUAAUGAUCAAUCGAAAGAUGUUGCAUCGCCACCAGAAAAGGAUGGAGAACCAAAUAACUCAAAACAAAAUGAAAAGAGUAUAAUGAAAUCUCAUGUUCACAUAUCUGAAGAUAAAAAAGUGGAAGAUAAUUCAUCCAAAGAAAAAGUUCCGUAUUCAAAUACUGUUGAAGCAGGUUCACAAAACGGCUCAGAUGUAGAACCCACGACAUCUCAAAAAGCAAUUAGCUUCUAUGGAUUUAAUAAACAAAGUGUGAGGAAUAGUUGUCCAAAUUGUUGUUGUCCAAGCUGUUUAAACGAAUUUGGAAAUAGGACAAAAGAGAAAUAUAAAAAUGUAAAGAACAAAAUUAACAAACACAAACAGAUUCAAAAGGAACCACUAAUAUCUUGCGAGUGUCCGGAAUCUAUACCGUAUUGCAGAUGCCAAGGUGUUUGUAGGCCCGUGGCUACUUUUGAAUUUGCUGACAACGUGAAAGUCCCUAGCAAGAAUAAAUUUGAACAACAACCGUCAAAGAUUGCAAAAAAAUAUAGCACUAAUUGUUGUGCUCGUUGUUGUGCUGAACAAAGAAACGGUUCCAAUUCAGGAAGUGUUGAUGGAUCAUCAACUUGCAUUUAUAGUGAGGCAGAGUCAAAAUCAAGAAUUCAUUGUCCACCUCCAGAAACUUCCGGAACGGUUCUUAGAGAGCGCUAUGCCAUUACUAAGAUAACCGACUUUCAUAAUUACACUACGUUUGAGGUGAUGAGAGCCACCAAAAGGAAACCGAAGGUACUUCCAGAAUCUUUAGAAGGUGUUUUUGUUUUAAGACAUAAAAAUUAAACGUCUACUGUGGAUGUAAAAUAAAUUAUUGUGAUGAA
Molecule: messenger RNA, 1330 nt
Organism: Aethina tumida (small hive beetle)
Lineage: Eukaryota; Metazoa; Arthropoda; Insecta; Coleoptera; Nitidulidae
Exons: 17
Coding region: 72-1292 (406 amino acids)
Source: RefSeq, a predicted model, not a curated record